Molecule: messenger RNA, 2583 nt
Organism: Balaenoptera musculus (blue whale)
Lineage: Eukaryota; Metazoa; Chordata; Mammalia; Artiodactyla; Balaenopteridae
Gene: FYN
Product: FYN proto-oncogene, Src family tyrosine kinase
Exons: 14
Coding region: 517-2121 (534 amino acids)
Biological process (GO): T cell receptor signaling pathway; protein phosphorylation; cell surface receptor protein tyrosine kinase signaling pathway
Cellular component (GO): extrinsic component of cytoplasmic side of plasma membrane
Molecular function (GO): signaling receptor binding; ATP binding; non-membrane spanning protein tyrosine kinase activity
Source: RefSeq, a predicted model, not a curated record
UGCGCCAUCUGUCAGGAGCGGAGCCGGCGGGGAGGGGGCUGCCGCGGGAGAGGAGGAGGGGUCGCCGCGAGCUGAAGGCCGUCGAGACCCGACCGCCGACCGGCCGCGGGAGCUGAGGAGAGGCUGCACUCGGAGCCGCGCGUCCACCGCCGUCCGGGCGCGCGGCGCUUCAAGCCGAGCACCGAGGGCUCCCCGGGCUCACACAAAGCCGCCGCCCGCGCCUGGGAGGGAUCCGGCCGCCGGGCCGGGGACACCCGGCGCCGCCCCCUGGGCACUCUCAGAAGGCCCACCGGCUCCCGGGCCCGCCGAGGAACCACCGGAGCCGCUUCGGCCGCGCCGGAGGAGGGCGGGGAGAGGACCAUGUGAAUGGGCUCCGGAGCCUGAGCGCAGCGCAGUUUUUUGAAGAAGCAGGAUGCUGAUCUAGACGUGGAAAAAGACCAGUCCAGCAGCUGUAUUAGAAGACAUGUGGUAUAUAUAAAGUUUGUGAUCGUUGGGGGAAAUUUUGGAAUUUAGAUAAUGGGCUGUGUGCAAUGUAAGGAUAAAGAAGCAACAAAACUGACGGAGGAGAGGGAUGGCAGCCUGAACCAGAGCUCCGGGUACCGCUAUGGCACAGACCCCACUCCUCAGCACUACCCCAGCUUCGGCGUGACCUCCAUCCCAAACUACAACAACUUCCACGCAGCCGGGGGCCAAGGACUCACCGUCUUUGGGGGUGUGAACUCUUCGUCUCAUACUGGGACCUUGCGUACGAGAGGAGGAACAGGAGUAACCCUGUUUGUGGCCCUUUACGAUUAUGAAGCACGGACGGAAGAUGACCUGAGUUUUCACAAAGGAGAAAAAUUUCAAAUAUUGAACAGCUCGGAAGGAGAUUGGUGGGAAGCACGCUCCUUGACAACUGGAGAGACUGGUUACAUUCCCAGCAAUUAUGUGGCUCCAGUUGACUCCAUCCAGGCAGAAGAGUGGUACUUUGGAAAACUUGGCCGAAAAGAUGCUGAGCGACAGCUUUUGUCCUUUGGAAACCCAAGAGGUACCUUUCUUAUCCGUGAGAGUGAAACCACCAAAGGUGCCUAUUCACUUUCUAUCCGUGACUGGGAUGAUAUGAAAGGAGACCAUGUCAAACAUUAUAAAAUCCGCAAACUUGACAACGGUGGAUACUAUAUUACCACCCGGGCCCAGUUUGAAACACUUCAGCAGCUUGUACAACAUUACUCAGAGAAAGCUGAUGGUUUGUGUUUUAACUUAACUGUGAUUGCAUCGAGUUGUACCCCACAAACUUCUGGAUUGGCUAAAGAUGCUUGGGAAGUUGCACGUGAUUCCUUGUUUCUGGAGAAGAAGCUGGGUCAGGGGUGUUUCGCUGAAGUGUGGCUUGGUACCUGGAAUGGAAACACAAAAGUAGCCAUAAAGACUCUUAAACCUGGCACAAUGUCCCCUGAAUCGUUCCUUGAGGAGGCACAGAUCAUGAAGAAGUUGAAGCAUGACAAACUGGUCCAGCUCUAUGCGGUGGUGUCCGAGGAGCCCAUCUACAUUGUCACCGAGUAUAUGAAUAAAGGAAGUUUACUCGAUUUCUUAAAAGAUGGAGAAGGAAGAGCUCUGAAGUUACCAAACCUUGUGGACAUGGCAGCACAGGUUGCUGCGGGAAUGGCGUAUAUCGAGCGCAUGAAUUAUAUCCACAGAGACUUGCGGUCAGCAAACAUUCUCGUGGGGAAUGGACUAAUUUGCAAGAUCGCCGACUUCGGAUUGGCCAGGUUGAUCGAGGACAAUGAGUACACAGCAAGACAAGGUGCAAAGUUCCCCAUUAAGUGGACAGCCCCCGAAGCAGCCCUGUACGGGAGGUUCACGAUCAAGUCUGACGUGUGGUCUUUUGGAAUCUUACUUACAGAGCUGGUCACCAAAGGAAGAGUUCCGUACCCAGGCAUGAACAACCGGGAGGUGCUGGAGCAGGUGGAACGCGGCUACAGGAUGCCCUGCCCGCAGGACUGCCCCAUCUCCCUCCAUGAGCUCAUGAUCCACUGCUGGAAAAAGGACCCCGAAGAGCGGCCCACUUUCGAGUACUUGCAGGGCUUCCUGGAAGACUACUUCACCGCGACAGAGCCCCAGUAUCAGCCUGGUGAAAACCUGUGAGACCUGGGUCUGCCGAGAGAGGCCUGGUCCAAGAGGCUUCCCCGCCCCCUCCCCAUUAGCUUUCAAUUCCGUAGCCAGCUGCUCCGAGCAGAGCAGCGAGAACUGUCCAGGAUCAGAUUGCAUGUGACUCUGAAGCUGACGAACUUCCAUGGCCCUCAUUAAUGACACUUGUCCCCAAAUCCGAACCUCCUCUGUGAAGCAUACGAGACAGAACCUUGUUAUUUCUCAGACUUUGGAAAAUGCGUUGUAUCGAUGUUAUGUAACAGGCCAAACCUCUGUUCAGUGUAAAUAGUUAUUCCAGUGCCAACGAUCCUAGUGCUUUCCUUUUUUUAAAAUGCAAAUCCUAUGUGAUUUUAACUCUGUCUUCACCUGAUUCAACUAAAAAAAAAAAGUAUUAUUUUCCAAAAGUGGCCUCUUUGUCUAAAACAAUAAAAUUUUUUUUCAUGUUUUAACAAAAACCAA